UGAUCCCUCCCUUUCCCCCCCCCGACGGCCCCCUCCCCCAUUCUCCCGCCGGCUCCUCCCCCCUCGCUGCAGUCGGAGCCGAAGAGCGCUGCGCACCGCACCGUGUGGGGAGCCGGCGGCGGUGGGCACGGCCCGGCCGAUUAUAGGAAGCUGUAUUGGUGUAGUUCCUUGGAGGAAGAAGCUAGAUAAGUACUUUUUGAAAGCUUCGGCAAAGAUUCGGAAGCAAAAAUGCGACCGAUGCGUAUUUUUGUGAAUGAUGACCGCCACGUGAUGGCAAAACAUUCUGCUGUUUACCCAACUCAGGAAGAGUUGGAGGCAGUUCAGAACAUGGUCUCCCAUACAGAACGUGCUCUCAAAGCUGUAUCUGACUGGAUUGAUGAACAGGAAAAAGUCAGUGGGGAGCAGCCAGAACCGGAGGCCAUGGAAACAGCAGCUGAAGAAGAAAACAAAGAAGGAGGGGAUCAGAAGGCCGCCGAGCAUCUGACUAGGACCCUUCGUGGAGUGAUGCGUGUUGGGCUUGUAGCAAAAGGCCUGCUAUUGAAGGGAGACUUGGAUCUUGAGCUAGUUCUCCUGUGCAAAGAGAAACCCACAACUGGUCUCUUGGACAAAGUAGCUGAGAAUCUUGGAGUACAGCUUGCUACUAUUACUGAAGAUAAAUAUGAAAUAAUCCAGUCUGUGAGCGAAGCUGCAAUUAUCAUUAAGAACACACAGGAGCCUCCAUUGACGCUGACCAUUCACUUGACAUCUCCUGUUGUGAGAGAAGAAAUGGAAAAACUGUUAGCUGGAGAAACGCUAUCAGUCAACGACACCCCGGACGUUCUGGACAGGCAGAAAUGCCUUGCUGCCUUGGCGUCACUCCGACACGCCAAGUGGUUCCAGGCCAGGGCUAAUGGUCUGAAAUCGUGCGUCAUAGUCAUCAGGGUGCUGAGAGAUCUGUGUACUCGGGUUCCUACUUGGGGACCACUUAGAGGAUGGCCUCUGGAGCUGCUGUGUGAAAAAUCAAUUGGAACAGCUAAUAGACCAAUGGGAGCUGGUGAGGCCUUGAGGAGAGUACUUGAAUGUCUUGCAUCAGGAAUUGUUAUGCCAGAUGGUUCUGGUAUUUAUGAUCCUUGUGAAAAAGAAGCCACUGAUGCUAUUGGGCAUCUAGACAGACAACAAAGGGAAGAUAUCACACAGAGUGCUCAGCAUGCUCUGAGACUUGCUGCUUUUGGCCAGCUUCACAAGGUCUUGGGGAUGGAUCCCCUGCCUUCCAAGAUGCCCAAGAAACCAAAGAACGAAAAUCCAGUUGACUACACUGUCCAGAUUCCCCCCAGUACCACGUAUGCCAUCACCCCAAUGAAGCGCCCUAUGGAGGAGGAUGGAGAGGAGAAGUCUCCCAGCAAAAAGAAAAAGAAGAUUCAGAAAAAAGGUAUUGAGUUAACCAGAGAGGAAAAAACUGAACCUCCCCAGGCUAUGAAUGCACUGAUGAAAUUAAAUCAGCUAAAACCUGGUCUCCAGUACAAACUUGUGUCUCAGACUGGUCCAGUUCAUGCUCCUAUCUUUACUAUGUCCGUGGAAGUGGAUGGCAGCACGUUUGAGGCAUCGGGACCUUCCAAAAAGACAGCCAAAUUGCAUGUGGCAGUAAAGGUGUUGCAAGAUAUGGGUUUACCCACAGGAGUGGAAGGCAAAGAGUCUGGAAAAGGAGAUGAAUCGGCAGAGGAAACAGAACAGAAACCAGUAGUUGUUGCUCCUCCUCCUGUAGUGGAAACUAUCUCUACACCCAGUGCUGCCUCUCCUCCCUCAGAGCAAACUUCAGAGAAUGUGAAACAACAGGGACCAAUCCUGACGAAGCAUGGCAAGAAUCCAGUGAUGGAACUCAAUGAGAAGAGGCGUGGUCUAAAAUACGAACUGAUUUCAGAAACAGGUGGCAGCCAUGACAAGCGCUUUGUCAUGGAGGUUGAGGUUGAUGGGCAGAAGUUUCAAGGAGCUGGCUCGAACAAAAAAGUGGCGAAAGCCUAUGCUGCUUUAGCUGCCCUGGAGAAGCUGUUUCCCGAUGCUCCAGCUGCUAUUGAGCCCAAUAAGAAGAAAAGAGCCCCUGUACCUGCAAGGGGAGGACCCAAGUUUGCAGUAAAGCAGCAUAAUCCAGGUUUUGGAAUGGGAGGCCCCAUGCACAAUGAAGUGCCACCUCCCCCAAAUCUGCGUGGACGUGGUAGAGGAGGCAACAUCAGAGGCCGUGGUAGAGGCAGAGGUGGAUUUGGUGGUGGCAAUCAUGGUGGCUAUAUGAAUGCUGGAGCCGGAUACGGAAGCUAUGGUUAUGGAGGAAAUUCUGCAACAGCAGGCUAUAGUGACUUUUUCACAGACUGCUACGGCUAUCAUGAUUUUGGGUCUUCCUAGAUCAUCUAAAAGUAUUGCAAAAAAACAGCUUUUUACUCCAAUUUUCUCGAACUCCAAAACCCAAAGUGUUCGUGCUGUGUCCCUGUGCUUCACUGGGUUUCUCAACAGUGGCUUUUCACCGCAGCUUGUCUGAAACUAUUAGCCUGCAGAACUUAAGGCAGUGGCAGUUUUUAUUGUGAUUUGCCUUUGAACUUGGUCGUAAUUUGAUGUACACAACAGGGGGAACUAAUUAUCCAAGAACGUUUUUGUGCAGUUUGCACAAAUUUUAAAGUCAGCUCUGUUCAGCAUAAAGGCAAAAAGCCCACCUUUGCUUUUUAUGGAAAGCAUUACUUUAUUUUUAAGAAACAAAUACUGAAGUUUUAAUCUACCUUUGUCUUAAUUUACAGCAGGUUUUGUACAAAAUUUAAGCCUUUUAAUAAACAACAGAACUUGGGUUGAUGCCUUUGACAGUAGGGAAGAUACUUUCAACGUUUCUGAAUCUAGUAGAGCCCAGCUUUUUAAGCAUGCAAAAUGGUGACUUGUAUGUGGAAUCAUAUGUGCUAAAUUAAUCUUUACAUCCUUUGUAACACACUGGUGGAUAAAUGCUGGAGGGGUGUGACUUAUUGUGGCUGAUAGCUAGUAUACUGUCAAAGGUAUUGUAUUGUGCUUCCAAUACUGGUACAAUAAAUAUCCAGGCAUUAAGGAGUUGAUGUAAAAAAUGCCAGUUUUGAUGACUUCUACAAAUGCGUGGGGUCAUUAGUUACAUAAAAUCAGGCUUUUUUUUAAUCCAAGUAUAAAGGGCCUAAAGCACUUCAAAAACUAAAAUGUCCAAGGGUUGCAAACCCAGCAGGCUGACUGGCUGCUCAGGUCAUCUGAUAUUCUCUACAGCUUAUGCCUCUUGUAAAAUACACAUUGCUCUAAAAGCAGAAGUAUUUAAUAGCCCGGACAAUGAAACUGCAUAAGAUUUUGAAGUCUCAGGGAAUCAAUUGCCCUUUGAGACUCUGGAAUGUUUAAUAAAACAUCGUGUGUUCGGUCCUUUAUUCUUGCUAUGAUACUUAUGUUUCAAAAUUGUAUUUUCUUUGUCACUGUUCUUUUUAGCUGCAAAUCCUGCAGCACUGCAUUAAUUUAAUUUGUGAAGCUCAAUAACAUUUGAGUUAACUCAGUAAUUUAAACUGGUGAAAACAGUAACCUGUGAAAUAUCAGGUUGUUGAAACCUCCUUGGGCAAAAUUUUAAAUAUUCAGUGUGAACACUUUUUAAAACAAAACGCAUGUCCUAUUUUUUUUAGAAAGUUAUUGUUUGAGAUAAUGUCUUUUUAUACAAGGGAAUAGAUAUUGUUCUGAAUGAGGUGAAAAUGCCAUUUUUUUUUAAAUGAAUACAUGUUAAAGUAACUUGUGUGUUGGAUAUUUUUAUUCACUAGUUUUAACUGAACGGGGGUGGGAUUCAGGUGUUGCACAGUGUUAAUGCUUGCUUAGUUAAAUAUGAAGGGUUCAUCUAGAAAUGACUCCUUUCCCAAGCAAGUUAAGAGAGCUUUUGGGACAGUCAACUUCCACCAUUUGUUUUCAGCUCAGGUGAUGCAGGUUUCUCCCUCACCUCCCAUUCGGAAGAAGUUCACUUCUGCGUUCUUUCAUAUAUUCUUUUGGUAGAACUCUGGAUCUCUGUUUGUACCAAAGACUGGAGUUUAGUACCAAGCUACACACUACAGGAAUAUUUUUAUUGUGGUAUGGCUGUGCCAUAACAUGUUAUCACUUCUCUUGGGUGGAAAGAAAUAUUAAAGAACCUUGUUUCUGCCCUGUUGAAAUGUGGCCUUCUGCCCACAGAAGAAGAAGAAACAUGUUCUAACUUAGUGU
Mauremys mutica (yellowpond turtle) is the source of this 4200-nucleotide messenger RNA. It is a transcript of the gene ILF3, whose product is annotated as interleukin enhancer binding factor 3. Bases 229 to 2373 code for a protein of 714 amino acids. NCBI's taxonomy places the organism in Eukaryota, Metazoa, Chordata, Testudines, Geoemydidae. Gene Ontology annotation, cellular component: precatalytic spliceosome. The record is from RefSeq and is a predicted model, not a curated record. The transcript has 18 exons. Gene Ontology annotation, molecular function: single-stranded RNA binding; double-stranded RNA binding.